Molecule: messenger RNA, 880 nt
Organism: Patella vulgata (common limpet)
Lineage: Eukaryota; Metazoa; Mollusca; Gastropoda; Patellidae
Product: RRP15-like protein
Exons: 5
Coding region: 69-818 (249 amino acids)
Biological process (GO): maturation of LSU-rRNA; maturation of 5.8S rRNA
Cellular component (GO): preribosome, large subunit precursor
Source: RefSeq, a predicted model, not a curated record
GUAAAAUAUAUUCGCUUCUUUUUAUAAAUAGUAAUACAGUUAUAAUUUUAUUCAACCUAGUCAACAACAUGGCGAAAGUACACGUGCAAAAAGAAGAAAAUUUAUCAGACUUGGAUUCGGGUUCUGAAGCCGAUGUUGAGAGUGAAGACGUUUCUGAUGCUUCAGACCAAGAAUUAAGUGAUGAUGGUAACAAAAAAUCAGGAAUGGCUGAUGCCAUGGCAAGGAUUCUGGGUAAGCAGGUGCCGAGUAAGAAGAACGUCAUCCUUGCUAAAGGAAUGACAGAUAAACAGAUAGAGAGAAAGCGUAAACUAAAAGAAGGCGGUGAAAAAGAUGAAGUUGACAAAAAAAAAAUCUACAUUGAUCAAGUUACUCGACAAGCAAAGAAAAAAGAAUGGGAAAAUAGAGGAAGAAUGAAACCACAACCACUAGAGAGAACAACAGAAAAGGUUUUACAAAGAAUAGCAACCAGGGGUAUAGUUCAACUAUUUAACGCUGUCAGAAAACAACAGAAAUUAUUGGAUGAUCAGUUGGUAGAGGCGGGAUCAUCAGAAAGACGCAAAGAUAAGGUUGUGGAAUCGAUGACGAAAGGAAAGUUUUUAGAUAUUUUAAAAGGAACAGCCAGUAAAUCAGAAGACAGUAAAAACACAAAAAACAUAAAUAAGCAGAAACAACGAGAGACGAAUGAAAAUAUAGAAGACUCGGUUGAGGAAGAAGAAGACUCAAAAUGGAGUAUUUUACGCGAUGAUUUUAUGAUGGGAGCUACGAUGAAAGAUUGGGAUAAAGAGGGGAGUGAUGGGGAGGAAGUACCCGAUGAUUGACAGGCAUCCAUAUUGAUGUUAUUAUUAUGUAUAUAUGUAUUAAUAAAUGUGUACAUAGUCUU